Molecule: messenger RNA, 2833 nt
Organism: Colletes gigas
Lineage: Eukaryota; Metazoa; Arthropoda; Insecta; Hymenoptera; Colletidae
Product: glucose dehydrogenase [FAD, quinone]
Exons: 3
Coding region: 670-2538 (622 amino acids)
Molecular function (GO): flavin adenine dinucleotide binding; oxidoreductase activity, acting on CH-OH group of donors
Source: RefSeq, a predicted model, not a curated record
AUAUAAUCAUUUUAUUUUGAAUCUAUCUCAAAGCUCACGAGUCGAAAAUCAACGUGCUACGAUAUUUAAUCUUUGGGCCUUGCUCGAAAUAAAAUUUUCUCAGACCUGCUUACCGCGAAAGUCGUUUAACGUUCACAGCUAUAGUUAUGUUAAUUGGGCCUAAUGGUUUUCGUGCGUUCGGUCGGUACAAAUAUGGUAUUGACAGUGAUUCUAUUAUCAUUCGUCCAUAUUUCGUCUCUUUGCUUUCCUAUUUCGUAAUAUAGGAUUGAUCUGAAGAGAAAGUCGACAGUUUUAUGUAAUAUUUUCGAGUUGACAUUUUCAUUGCGAAUUCGAAUUUAUGUCAACAUAAAAAUGACAUUAGCAUUAAUUAAUAUUAAACGAUUCCAUGUCGUAAUCGUUUAAGAAAUAUAUUCUUCAGUAAAGGACGAAUUUCAAAAUCGGGGACAUCUUUUUGAUAGUAUUUAGAAAUCGUUUUAUCUUCCUCUAAUCGUGAUGUGAAUGUAAAAUUAAAUCCCUUCAGAAAGGCACAAGUGAAUUGCAAUGUAUCUAUUUGGAAACAUUAUAAGAACAAACGCUGUUAUCAUAUUUCAGAUAAUUUCAAUCGACAUAUUUCACCUGUCGAAUGGCACGCAAUUGGAAGCAGUUGUCACGGGAUGGAAUUGAACGGAAAUGGCAAUAGGUCUGACCACUUUGCUGAGUACUACAUCGAUCCUCGGAUUCAGCUUGAUCCCCCUGCUAGCGAUCAGCCUGACCGUGUUCCGAUACAAUCAAGCGGAUCCAGAGUCUCAUCCGACGAAUGCUCGCGAGCUGCUGCGGACGUACGAUUUUAUAGUAGUUGGAGGUGGAAGCGCGGGUGCAGUAAUUGCAUCGAGGCUGUCAGAGGUGUCAAAUUGGACGGUGCUACUUUUAGAAGCAGGCAGUGACGAAAAUGAAAUCUCGGACGUUCCUCUGUUGGCCGGGUACACCCAGCUUUCCGAAUUCGACUGGAAAUACCAAACUUCACCACCGACCGUCUCCGCUUAUUGUCUUGCCAUGCUCGGCGACAGGUGCAACUGGCCGCGUGGAAAAGUUCUUGGCGGCAGCAGCGUGUUGAACGCUAUGAUUUAUGUCCGGGGUAAUCGCCACGACUACGACAACUGGGCAAGGCUAGGUAACAAAGGAUGGAGCUACGAAGAGGUUCUCCCGUACUUCCUGAAAUCCGAAGACAACCGUAAUCCUUACUUAGCGAGGACGCCGUAUCACGCUACAGGAGGCUACCUGACCGUACAAGAAGCACCAUGGAGGACGCCAUUGUCGCUCGCGUUUCUGCAGGCUGGCCAGGAGCUGGGCUACGAUAUCCGCGACAUAAACGGGGAGAAACAGACGGGCUUCAUGCUAACGCAGGCGACGAUACGCCGAGGUAGUCGUUGCUCGACGGCGAAGGCCUUCUUGAGGCCGGUCAAGAACAGGGAGAACCUCCACAUAGCGAUGAACUCGCAAGUUCUGAGGGUGUUGUUCAACAACGACAAGAGAGCGACGGGGGUCGAGAUACUUCGCGAUGGCCGCCAGCAGAUCGUGAGAGUCAGACGGGAGGUCGUUCUAUCGGCGGGGGCGAUCAAUUCGCCCCAGCUGCUGAUGCUAUCGGGGAUCGGGCCUAAAGAACACUUAGCAGAGUUCAAUAUACCGGUGAUGUCGGACCUGAGGGUGGGCGACAAUCUUCAGGACCACGUGGGCCUCGGUGGGCUGACGUUCAUCGUCAACGAACCCAUCAGCCUGAAGAAGGACCGUUUCCAGACCAUGCCAGUGAUGAUCGAGUACGUGCUGAACGAGAGGGGCCCUAUGACCAGUCCCGGAGUCGAGGGUUUGGCUUUCGUAAACUCGAAAUACGCGGAUGAAUUCGAGGACUACCCCGACAUUCAGUUUCACUUCGCGCCCAGCUCGAUAAAUUCCGACGGCGGCGACCAGAUCAAGAAAAUUACCGGAUUGAGGGACAGGGUGUACAACACUAUGUACAAACCAUUGAAUCGCGCGGAGACCUGGUCCAUUCUGCCGCUUCUGUUGAGACCCAGGAGCUCAGGAUGGGUGAGACUGAAGAGCAGGAAUCCCCUAGUUUAUCCUGACAUUAAUCCUAAUUAUUUCACGCACAAAGAAGACAUGGAUAUCUUGGUGGAGGGGAUCAGGAUAGCUUUGCAGUUGUCCAAUACCACGGCUUUUCAAAGGUUCGGUUCCAGGCCUCACACUAUUCGCAUGCCUGGCUGCCAUCGCUAUCCUUUCGACACUUACGAGUACUGGGAGUGCGCGAUUCGACAUUUCACUUUCACGAUCUACCAUCCGACCGGAACCUGCAAAAUGGGACCAAGGAACGAUCCAACGGCGGUCGUAGAUCCGAGAUUGAGAGUUUACGGGGUGAAAGGACUGAGGGUGGCGGACGCAUCGAUCAUGCCCGUGAUCGUCAGCGGAAAUCCGAACGCUCCUACGAUCAUGAUCGGCGAAAAGGCGAGCGACAUUAUCAAGGAGGACUGGCAAAUGAAGAGGAAACGAUACGUGGGAGGUCGGUGAGAGAUCGUAACGCAUUGUUAAUGGAUCAAGAUGAAAGUAUUCUCCCGAUACGAGGCUGGUGAACCGUUUGGCGCGAGGUGUGUUAGCUUUCUAGAUCCGUGAGUACGACACUGGUCGUACGAAUUGAAAAAUUAUAAUUUAGAAUGGUGCGCGUGAAUUUGUUCGAAGAAAUUUCAGUUUGCUUCUGGAAACAGGUUAAACGAUAGAUUUCACGCGUCUGCAGCGAAUACUGUAACGUGACUAAAAUAGUAAUUUCGUAGUUCAGCGAACAAACAUUAUUUAUACCACGUAUCAA